This is a messenger RNA of Cuscuta campestris, 3146 nucleotides long. The record is from the annotation of a GenBank genome assembly. NCBI's taxonomy places the organism in Eukaryota, Viridiplantae, Streptophyta, Magnoliopsida, Solanales, Convolvulaceae.
ACCAUAUACCUCCUUCCCACAUAGAGGAGGGAUGCGAGACAGAGGGAGGGGGAAUCCAAAGUCCAUAGUUGAGUAGCAGUUUUUUCCAUUGCUAUCGAAUGCUUCAACUUCUUCUACACAAUCUCCAAUCCAACAAGCAGCGCAUCAAACGGGUUCAUUUCAUUGUCCCCCAAUUCACUCCUUAUCUACCACAUUAUUCUCUGUUCUCCUCCGUUCCUGUUCAUCCUUCGCGUCGAUCUUCUCCAUCAGCUAUAAAACCCACUAACAUCCAUCCAAUUCCGAUUAACUUUCGAGGCAUUGCAAAAGAUGUGAUACCAGAUUGUUCUUAUCUCUUUGAUUGCAGCAGCGGUGAGACUUUGGCCAACUCUUCUCUCAAAUAUUUCAUUUUUAGGCUUUCUUGUAUCUCCCCAGAAACUGUUCGCAGAUUUUGGAGAGUUCAUCCGUUAAAACCUCAAGACGUUCUUGAAAUUCUUCUGGGUUUUCAAUGUGUCUGCAAUAAUAUUUGGCUUGAGGCUGAAAAGAUUGAAUCUUUGUGGGGGAUUUUUAGGCGGGCAAGCCAGCAGAGUAAGGGGUUUGAGCAUCUUUCUCAAUCUUACAAGAUCAUGGCCUCCAUGCUUAUCCGGUCCGGGAUGUUUGAGGAGGUUGAAUGCUUGCUUUCCAUGGCUACAAGUCAGGAAGUUCUCUUCGAUGAUCAUGAAAUUUUCAGUAAUUUGAUUCAAGGGUAUGUGGGUGAGCUCCAUUUGGAGAAGGCUGUUGCAAGUUAUGAUAGAAUGAGGAUUCUAGGCUUAGUCCCAUCAUUGUCAUGCUAUGAACUCCUUCUCAAGUUCUUGAUUCAACUAAAUGUGACCCAACUGGCACCUCAAAUUUUUGCGGAUGCUAUAACUCUAGGUAUGGGAAGGACAGUAGCACAAGGGCACAUUUAUGGGAGUGUUGUUAGGCUUUUGUGUGCAGACGGUAAAGUUCAGGAUGCUAGAAAUCUUGUCAAGAAAGGUCUUACUCUUGGAAUUAAGCCCAGCAACUUAGUUCUCAAUGCAAUGGUGACUGCGUACUGCGAGAAGAGGGAUUAUGAUGACAUACUUAGUUUCUUUGUCGAAGUAAGAUGUAUCCCCGGUGUUCAUGUAGCCAACAAGAUCAUCCAUUCUUUGUGUACAUAUCUUGGUUCACAGUGUGCCAACUCCUUCCGCCUGAGGCUGGAAGAAUUGGGUUUUUGUUCCAACAAAAUUACCCUCGGAAUUUUGAUUGGGUGGAGUUGCCGAGAGGGGAAAAUCAAAGACGCGUUCAUUUAUUUUAAUGAGAUACUGUCAAGACGUCUCAAGCCACAGGUGUAUUCAUAUGACGCUCUUCUGAGCGGGCUCUUCAAGCAGGGCAUGUGGAAGCACUCUCAAGAAAUUCUCUAUGAAAUGAAGGAAACCACAGAUGGGCUCCAACUGUCCACUUUCAUGGUUCUUUUAGCAGGUCUUUGUAAAGCUAGGCAGUUUGAGGAAGUUAAAGCCGUAGUUUUCGAGAUGGCAGACUGUGGUUUCAUCCAACCAACACCUCUGGAAGAUCCACUUAGCAAAGUGUUUACAGUUCUGGGACUUUGUCCCACUGCUGUGAAGAUACGGAGAGACGGUGAGUUGGGAUAUUCUGAGGCAGAAUUUUAUGAUAACCUUGGAAAUGGACUUUAUCUGGACACGGAUCUCGAAAAGUACGAGGCUGCCAUGACAAAAGUACUUGAUGAUGCCAUUCUUCCUGAUUUUAAGUCCCAAAUAUUGAAGAGUAUCCAGAGUAAAAGCAUCAAAGAAACUGUGAUGAUGGUGGGCAAUAUGAUUAAUUGGGGGCAAGAGUUGUGCUUGCCUUUGUUCUCAACAUUAGUCAAAGGUUUUUGUGAAGGCCGUGCGAAUUUGAAGACAGUUAUCCAUCUGUUUGAGGAAAAUCUUAAGUUCUAUCAUCAGCUUGAUCAUGAAACAUUAAAUACUCUAGCUCAGACUUUUGGCAAAAAAGGUUUGGUGCAAAGAGCCAGAAUAAUUGUAAAUGGGAUGCUACUGAGGUGUCAAAAUGUUGAGAAUCGAACACAUACUAUUCUUUUAAUUGGGUUAUGCAACAAGGGUGAUGGAAGAGCUCUAGCCAACUAUUGGCAUGUUGCACAAAAAUACAACUGGUUUCCUGACAUAAAAGAUGGCAAAACUCUUCUCCAUUGCCUAUGCCGACAUGGAUUUCAUGGCAAAGCUAUAGAGCUAUUAGAGGCCAUGCUAGUGCACCACCCUCAUAAGGACUUUGGAAACAUAAACUAUGAUGUUCUUAUAAAGAGGUUUUGUCAGCAUGGAGAAGUAGACAAAGCAGUGGACCUUCUGAACAUAAUGUUGAAGAAAGGGAAUAAUUCCCCCCCAGACAGUAGCAGUUAUGAUUACAUAAUCCAGAGUUUUUGUUGUCAUGACCUCUUGGAUCAAGCUCUGGACUUUCAUGCUGAAAUGCUAUGCAGAAGCCAUACAGCAAACAAAAACACUUGGAGUGCACUUGUCCAAUGCUUGUGCAGGGGACGGCGAGUUGCAGAGGCAGAAACAUUGCUUGACACAAUGGUUCAGAUGGGCGAGACCCCAACCAGGGAAAUGUAUUCCGCUGUGAUUAAUGGGUAUCGCUUUGAGAACAAUUCGAUCAAGGCAUCCCAGGUUUUACACAGAAUGCAGCAAGAUGGAGUUUGUGUGGAUGCCCAGUCACUCCAAGUCCGUGAUGUUUUGUCUUCAACCUUUGGAAUAGUUUAUUAGGGACUAAUGUGACAUGUUUUUAUCUAUAAAAUAGAUCUUGGCUCUAAAGUUUUUAAAAUUUUAUCAAACAGAUUUUUGUUCAUAUUAAAAAUGUGUUCAUUGAAAUCGGGACAUAGAGAUAAUAUGAAGAGCAUCAACCAAAACCACGCAGUCAUACGCCGAAUAUGACAAACCUCGCAAUAAUUGAAGUCACGUAUGAGAAAUGAAACAUCAAUGUAAGCAACAAGCAUACCAUAUAACAUUGAAAAACACAAAGAAGUUCGUUUCACACACUACAUAUCCAGCCACAAGAAAUAGUGACUUCGAAAAAAACCAUCCCAAAUAUUCGGGGGCUUUAUUACAAAAUUCUAAGCACAAACAAGGGACAGCCAAAUGACUGACCUGCUGCAAGGAAACUGAUCU